UAAUUAGAUAACUGUCAAAGUGCAAAAUGUUUUCUAAUGUAAUGAUCGCAAUUAUUAUAAAUUGCAUAUUUACAAUUCAAAUUCUCAAAGCUGAGUUUUAUGGCGAUCUUCCUAUGCAAAAUCCCGACUUGUUCGAAGGAGACAUUUUAGGAAUUGAAGAUCCUAAUGAUCGUGGUGCUUUAUCCGACGAAAGACUAAGAUGGCCAAAUGGGAUUAUAUAUUACACUAUCGAUCACGCGCUCAGAUUUCAUGUCUCGCGUAUCGAGCUAGUAAUGAAAGAAUACGAACAGAACACGUGUUUAAAAUUUGUAAAACGUACGGACGAAGAAGAUUAUAUAAAAAUUUUCGUAGGAGAAGGAUGCUACUCUCACGUGGGUAAGACCGGUGGUGCUCAACCCUUAUCUUUAGGGAAUUUUUGCACCUUCCACGGAACAGUAACUCACGAAUUAGGUCACGCCAUUGGUUUUCUACACGAGCAAAAUCGAUCGGACAGAGAUGAUUAUAUUAAUAUACAUUGGGAAAACAUCCAAGAAGGAAUGGAAGAUCAAUUUGCUAAAUUUUUGCCAACACAAAAUUUAUUAAUUAAUGAAUUUGAUUACAAGUCUAUCAUGUUGUAUGGGGAGAAAACAUUCAGCAAAGACAGAAGGAAAUUGAAAACCAUGACUGCCAAGGAAGAAGGUGUAAUACUUCGAGAAGUAGUCGACAAAAUGAGACCAUCUGCCAGUGACUAUUAUAGAAUAAAUAAAUUGUAUAAUUGCAAAGAAUUUUUGAAAGACGAAUUUUUACUUUUAGUUUUCUUUAUUCCGUAUCUUUUAUCAUCACCGUUAUCAGACGAUAUAGAAUGUGAUUUAGAUGCUUAUUACGAAAAUAAUCCCAUUCCUUUUACGAAGCGCAACGCCGUGACUGGGCGGCAACAACUAUGGCCCAAAGGAAUAAUUCCUUAUGUUAUUGAUGAAUCACUAGAUUUUCUCAGAGAUAGAAUAGAAUCUGUGAUGAAGGAGUUCGAAAAAGUAACGUGUGUCCGUUUCCAGCAAAAUACCGAUCCGGAUAAAUUGAAUUAUAUAAAAAUAUAUUUAGGAAAUGGAUGUCAUUCCAUGGUAGGACGUUUCCCUUUAUCGCACCAAUUAAUUUCUCUGGGGUUGGGCUGUCACAAAAUUGGCACAAUCACUCACGAACUCGGUCAUGCGUUAGGACUUCAUCACGAGCACAGCCGUCCCGAUCGAGACGAUUAUUUAGAAAUAUUAUGGGAUAACAUCAAAGAAAAUCGAAAAAGUCAAUUUAAGAAACUCUUAUCAAACGAAUGUCUUUUGAUUAACGAAUUCGAUUACAAUUCGAUUAUGAUGUACGGAGAUACAACUUUCUCGAAAGAUGGAUUUUCUAAAACAAUGGUAGCAAAGAAAAAAGGAAUUACUAAAUUAUUGCAUGUUGCCAAUAAGACUGGAUUAAGUAAAUCUGAUAUAGAAAGGAUUAAUAUUUUAUAUAAUUGUACACAUAUAUAAAUAUCAUCGUGUAUUAUUUAAAAAAAGUGUAUUUAAAUAAAUUACAAUUAGUGGAAUUUACGUGCUAUAAGAAAAUCUGUAGUAAAAUAUAAGACGAAUAAAAAAAUAAAUAAUAAUAACUAUGUGAAUACAUGCGACAGCAAACAAAGAGAUUGUUCACGUGUAUAAGAAAAUACGUGAGAUCCAGUUAUAGAUUAACAUCACAAUUAUACGCUUCUAUUUAUAAUAAA
This is a messenger RNA of Centruroides sculpturatus (bark scorpion), 1729 nucleotides long. RefSeq names its product zinc metalloproteinase nas-32-like. Gene Ontology annotation, molecular function: metalloendopeptidase activity; zinc ion binding. The transcript has 12 exons. The record is from RefSeq and is a predicted model, not a curated record. Bases 27 to 1499 code for a protein of 490 amino acids. Gene Ontology annotation, biological process: proteolysis. Lineage: Eukaryota; Metazoa; Arthropoda; Arachnida; Scorpiones; Buthidae.